GUAUGAAAACUAAGUACAAAAAUAACGUAUAUAAAUAGAUGGUAUAUCACCAGUGCAAGUGUCAGUACGAUAUCCUUCACAAAGGCACUUCUACUUGUACUGAAAACUAAGUACAAAUAUAACGUAUCUAAAUAGGCGAUAUAUCCCAGUGCAAAAAUCAGCACGACUAACGAACGAUAAUGCAGCCGAGUGCAACAGUAUCCAGACAUAGAAAAGACUGUAUUAACUUUACGAUUAAUGAAGUCCCGCAUACUGUAUCAGGAUGUAUACCGUCUGGUACAUCACUCAACGUAUAUAUCCGCGAUUAUGCGAAACUCCGUGGCACAAAAGCAAUGUGCCACGAGGGUGGCUGCGGCGCCUGUAUCGUGGCUGCGGAAAUCAAGGGCGAGACAAUGGCCGUGAAUUCCUGUCUCGUACCGAUACUAAUCUGCGACGGAUGGAAUAUUCGCACAAUUGAAGGUAUAGGUAACAUACUAGAUGGUUAUCAUACGAUUCAAGCUACGCUUGCUGAGAAAAAUGGGUCGCAAUGCGGAUAUUGUUCUUCCGGCAUGGUGAUGAAUUUAUAUGGUCUCAUACAUGACAAGAAGUUAUCUAUGCAGCAAAUCGAAAAUUCGUUUGGUAGCAACAUAUGUCGAUGUACUGGGUACCGUCCCAUUUUAAAUGCAUUCAAAGGAUUUGCCGACGAUGCGUCCCCGUCAGCGAUGAAAGACAUUCGUGACAUUGAGGAGCUCUACAAGAUCAAAGAAUGUCCGAAAUAUAAAAUACCAUGUACAAGUAGUUGUUUCGAUAAUCAAUUUUUCCAUAGAAACGAAACAUUGAAUAUAAAGUUAGCGGAUGCGGAAUUCAACAAAGUUUACUCAAUCGAUGAUCUAUUCGCGAUAUUUCGUCAAAAACCGAACGCUACAUAUAUACUAAAUGGAGGAAAUACUGCGCAUGGUGUUUUUCGUUCGAGCAAGAAAGAUCUUUACAUUGAUAUAAAUGACAUACCAGACUUGCGUCACAUCGAAAAAACCAACGAAUACUUGGUCCUAGGCGGAAAUGCAACCCUGACCAUGGCGCUAGAGGCCUUCCAGAAGUAUUCAUCCGAAACCAGAUUUAAAUAUCUACGUCAUUUGGCCCGUCAUGUAGAUUUGGUCGCACACGUGCCCGUGCGAAACAUUGCCAGCAUCGCCGGCAACCUGAUGAUUAAGCACAUGCACAACGAAUUCCCAUCUGAUAUAUUUUUGAUAUUAGAGACCGCCGGCGCUCAUGUACACGUCCUCGAGAGUCCCGAUCGAAAGCAGAGUUUGUCACUGUUGGAAUUUCAGAAGAUCGAUAUGCGCCACAAAAUUAUCUAUAGCGUUGUGUUGCCACCUCUAUCUAACGAGUACACAUACAGAUCCUACAAGAUCAUGCCCAGAGCCCAGAAUGCCCACGCUCACGUCAAUGCAGGCUUCCUCUUCAGGCUCUCUUCUAAAGGCACGGUGAUGGAAAGGCCCAACAUUAUCUUUGGAGGGAUCAACAAGAAUUUUUAUCAUGCAUCUAAUACGGAGCAACUGCUGGUGGGUAAGUCUAUCCUCGACAAUCAAGUGCUGAGGACUGCUUUGAGGACGUUGCACGACGAAGUACAACCCGACCAUGUGCUACCGGACUAUUCACCGGAAUUUCGAAAGACUCUCGCCGAGGGAUUAUUUUAUAAGUUUGUGUUGAGCAUCAAACCGGAAAAUAUAGAUUCCAAACUCCGUAGCGGAGGCUUGUUAUUAGAACGAGGUCUCUCUUCAGGUAAGCAGGAUUACGACACAGACAAGAACGAGUGGCCGGUGAAUAAGCCCAUGACGAAGUUAGAUGCCAUUAAACAGACAUCGGGCGAGGCUCAGUAUUGCAACGAUCUGCCUCCAUAUCCCAAAGAAGUGUUUUGCGCUUUCGUCCUCACGGAAGUCGGUAACGGCAAGAUCGACAGUAUAGAUGCGAAAGAGGCGCUUGCCAUGAAGGGCGUGGUGGCGUUCUUCAGCGCCAAGGACAUACCCGGCAAGAAUUUGUGCAUCUCAGCCGACAGCAAGUUGAAUUUGUUACUGAACGACGAGUUGCUGUUCGUUGAAAGGGAUGUUCAAUAUGCCGGCCAGCCAGUUGGAGUAAUCGUCGCAGAGACGCAUAAUUUAGCGAAUGAAGCCGCGAAAUUGGUGAAAAUUAAGUAUAGUGAAAUUCUAAAGAGAAAGCCAGUGAUAACCAUUGAGGAUGCGCUCGCUACGCAUGACGAUACCAGAUUCCUGCAUACCAGAAACGUUCCAGCAAAAAAGAAAGGAGAAAAUACGAAACACGUAAUAAAGGGCGUUUUUCAAUGUGCCAGCCAGUAUCAUUACACCAUGGAGACUCAGUCCUGCGUAUGCAUUCCCGUGGAAGAUGGUAUAGAUGUCUAUUCAUCGACACAAUGGAUGGAUAUGAUUCAAGUAUCGAUUGCGAAUUGUCUCGGUGUUAAGAAUAAUAGUAUUAAUGUCUACGUGAGACGACUUGGCGGUGCAUACGGAGCGAAAGUGACUCGCAAUGUUCAAAUUUCGUGUGCCUGCGCGCUGGCAUGUCACAAACUAAAUCGUCCAGCGCGAUUCGUCAUGACAAUAGAGAGCAAUAUGCAAUCGCAGGGCAAACGAUUACCUGCGCGCCAAGAAUAUGAGAUCGGGGUGGAUGACGAUGGAGUUAUUCAGUAUCUUGACUCGAAACACUGGGCCAACAGUGGCUGUAAUUUCAAUGACGCCCAAAGUUUUAUAACGGUUGAGGCCAUACAAAACGGCUGUUAUGCAACCGAUAAUUGGACGUUGAACGCAUUCGAGGUGUUAACUGAUACACCGUCAAACACAUUUUGUCGGGCGCCAGCAUCUACAGAAGCAAUGGCCAUGCUCGAGAAUAUAAUGGAGCAUAUAGCGAGAGUGGUGAAAAAGGAUCCGGUACAGGUCAGAUUGUCGAAUAUGAAGGAUGUGGAUAGAACCGUAUUAGAAACCAUGAUAAAGGAUGUGUCGAAAUCGGCCGAUUACGAGAUGCGGAAACAGGCCGUUGAAACGUUCAACAAACAGAAUCGUUGGAAAAAAAAAGGAAUUGCCUUAGUGACGAUGAGAUUUACAUUUAAAUUUGUUGGAUCAUACGACGCCAUGGUGUCGGUCUGCGCUCGCGACGGUACGGUUUGCGUAACGCACGGUGGGAUAGAAUGCGGCCAAGGUAUAAAUACAAAGAUCGCUCAAGUGGCUGCUUAUACAUUGGGAAUCGAUCUAGAAUUAAUUUCUGUCAAACCAAGCAAUAAUUUAAUAACACCUAACAACGUAAUGACUGCAAACAGUAUGGCUAGCGAUAGCUGCACAUACGCAACGAUCCAAGCUUGCAAGAAGAUUCUGACGAGACUCGAGCCGAUAAAAAAUGAAAUGAAUAAUCCGAGCUGGCAAGAGCUCGUUUUCACGGCAUAUCAGAAGGAUGUUGAUUUAUGCGCGCGUCAUAUGUUUGCAGCAUCACAAGACGAUACGAUCAGGCCUUACGGCAUUUACGGUGUCACCAUCGCUGAGGUAGAGAUCGAUGUGUUGACCGGUCAGCACAUCAUCAGAAGAGUCGAUUUAAUGGAAGACGCCGGUAUAAGCUUGAAUCCGGAGAUCGACGUCGGUCAGGUGGAGGGAGCUUUCGUGAUGGGAAUAGGAUACUGGACUUCUGAGGAUCUGAUAUACGAUCCUAAAACAGGAAUAUUAACAAAUGACAGAACUUGGAACUAUAAGCCGCCAGGAGCAAAAGAUAUUCCCGAAGACUUCCGCGUAUCCUUACUUAAGAAUUCGGUCAACACGUUGGGCGUUCUUCGUUCAAAAUCAACCGGUGAACCAUCGCUUUGUAUGAGUUACGUAAUUCUGAUAGCGAUUCGCAACGCGUUGAACUCCGCCAGGGCGGAUGCAGGGAAUACGGAUGAGUGGUAUCGAUUGGAUGGACCGUGUACCACCGAACGUAUCCUUCUAACCAGUUUAUCCUGCAAAGAUAACAUGGUGCUUUGAGAGUGAAGCUGUUGUCUAACCGGCAGAAAAGAUAUAUCUGUAAUAUCCCUUCUUGGCUUGUAUGUGCUUAAGUGAAUACAUUUAUUCCCAUUUCAUUCAAUAUAUCUAUUAUAUGUAAUUAUGAUAUGUUAUAAUA
This is a messenger RNA of Wasmannia auropunctata (little fire ant), 4131 nucleotides long. RefSeq names its product xanthine dehydrogenase/oxidase-like. The record is from RefSeq and is a predicted model, not a curated record. Lineage: Eukaryota; Metazoa; Arthropoda; Insecta; Hymenoptera; Formicidae. The transcript has 19 exons. Gene Ontology annotation, molecular function: oxidoreductase activity; iron ion binding; FAD binding. Bases 180 to 3995 code for a protein of 1271 amino acids.